Messenger RNA from Ogataea philodendri, 2769 nucleotides. RefSeq lists its product as uncharacterized. Gene Ontology annotation, molecular function: small GTPase binding; nuclear import signal receptor activity. Gene Ontology annotation, cellular component: nucleus; cytoplasm. Gene Ontology annotation, biological process: protein import into nucleus. Bases 1 to 2769 code for a protein of 922 amino acids. The transcript has a single exon. NCBI's taxonomy places the organism in Eukaryota, Fungi, Ascomycota, Pichiomycetes, Pichiales, Pichiaceae. The record is from RefSeq and is a predicted model, not a curated record.
AUGAUGUCGACCUGGGCGCCUAAUGCUCAGAUCUUGGACCAGAUCGUAUACAUCCUGGCCGGUACGUUAUCGUCUGACGCUAAUGUGCGGUUGCAAGCAUCUGAUGCCCUGGAAAAGGCAAGAUCACAAUCGGAAUUUGACAAUUACCUUCUCCACAUAUUAAUAAAUGGCCAAGCUUUGGAAUCCCAAGUGAGAGCGUCUGCUGGUUUGAUGUUGAAAAACGAUUUGAUCAGAAACCUCCAAUCCAAGUCACAAGAUCUGAAAGCUCACAUUUUGCAGGAGAUUCCAAAAGGAUUGCUGGAUUCCCAGAAUUUGGUCAGAAACAUUACAGGUAAUGUGAUUACCACCCUAUUCUCAAUCUUUGGUGUUCGUCAAUGGCCCAACAUCUUGCCUAACCUUAUGGAACUUGCCUCGGGUGCUGCAGGUACCACCGAGUCCCAGGAAGGUGCUUUGAGUGCCCUCGCUAAGAUCUGUGAGGACUCUGCUCGUGUGCUUGAUCGUGAGUACGACGGACAAAGACCGUUGAACUACAUGAUUCCAAAGUUUAUUGAGCUCACAGGGGCUUCAAAUUCAAAGGUCAGAGCAUAUGCGAUCGGCUGCAUCAACCACAUCCUGCUCACGAAGACGCAAAGUAUGUACAUUCAUCUGGACGAGUUCAUGGCCCGAUUAUUCAAUCUUGCCACAGACGAUGACCCCGUUGUGCGUACCAAGGUCUGUACUGCGUUUGCAAACAUUUUGGAGGAGCGUCCCGAUAAGCUGCUGCCGCAUCUAGAUGGAGUUAUUAAUUAUUGCAUCCACUCCAUGGGAGAUUCAAGUGAGGAAACCGCGUUGGAGGCAUGCGAGUUUUUGCUUGGACUUGCCACAUCGGACAUUCCAGAGCCGAUUGUGAAAACCAAAUUGCCGGUUUUAAUGCCUGUGUUGUUGGAGAAGAUGGUAUACUCUGAAAUGGAGGUUUUCAUCAUCGAGAACUCUGACGAACAGGAAAACGAAAAUGUCGAAGACAAAGACGACGAUAUCAAGCCUCAGAUGGCAAAGGGCAAAGAUGCGCAUAAGCUUUCCAAUAAAAACAGUGCCGCAGCUAAAGGUGCUGAAGACGAGUCUGACGACGAAGACGAUGAAGACGAUAUUGACGGAUCGAUGGAGUGGAAUCUGCGUAAAUGUUCUGCAGCAACGAUGGACAUCCUGGCCACGAAUUUCCCUUACGAGGCUCUGGAGAUUUCGCUCCCAAUUAUCAAAGAAAGAAUCAGUUCUCCUCAAUGGCCUGUUAGAGAGGCGUCUAUUCUUGCUUUGGGAGCAAUUGCCGAAGGUUGUUUGGACCAGGCAUCCCCUCAGCUUCCGUCGCUAAUUCCAUUCUUGGUCGAGAGACUUAAAGACUCCGAAACCAGAGUUCGUCAGAUCACCUGUUGGACUCUUGGUCGUUACUCAUCGUGGGUGUGCUCUGAAGCAUUGAGUGGUGGUUCUUGUGCCAACUAUUUUGCUCCAACGUUCCAAUCGAUCAUGGAAUGCGCCUUGGAUACCAAGAAAGUGGUUCAAGAAAGCGCCUGUUCUUCGCUUGCAGACUUCAUCGAUGCCGCCAAACCAGAGCUCCUGACGCCUUUUGUGGAACCUCUUCUCCGUCACAUCCAGGCCUACUUCAAAAAGUACCAGCGCAAAAACCUCAUCAUUCUUUACGAUACUGUUCAGACGUUCGCGGAAAGAGUUGGAGACCAACUAUGUUACAAGCCAGAGUACAUUGAGAUGCUGCUUCCUCCGUUGAUUGAAAAGUGGCAGCAGCUCACCGACGACGACAAGGACCUUUGGCCGUUAUUGGAGUGUAUGUCUUCUGUUGCUGCGGCACUUGGCGAGUCGUUUGCUCCGUAUGCUGUGCCGGUAUACGAGCGUGCGUUCCGGAUUCUUGUCAUGUGCGUUGAACAGGUCAAGCUGUCUACUGAUGAUCCUGGAUUCGAGGCUCCAGAGAAAGAUUUCAUUGUGACGUCUUUGGACCUGAUUGACGGCUUAGUGCAGGGACUCAACACACACAGCGCGGAGCUGAUCCAGCAGUUUGACACGAACGAUGUUUCUUUGAUGAAGCUGGUGAUUCUGUGCUUUGACGACCCAACAGACGAUGUUCGUCAAAGUGCGUACGCUCUUUUGGGUGACCUUGCGAUUUUCCUGCUGGACCCAAUUGUGACGUCGAAUCUCCACCAGGUGAUGGUUUGCAUUGGUAACGAGAUCACCAACAGAACGUUUGACUCGACCGCUGCUUGCAACAACGCCGUGUGGGCUUUGGGAGAGAUCAGCAUGCGUUUGCCGGGAGAGGUGUUCAAGCAGUACUUGGUGAACUUUAUGAACGUUCUUGUCCCACUGCUGCUGAGCACCGACGUCGAGCAAACCAUUCUGGACAACGCGUCGAUCACCAUUGGCCGUAUUGGUCUGAACAACGCCGCCAGCAUGGGCUCCUACGUGGGACAGGUUUUGGUCACGUGGUGCUCGUUCAUGAAGUACCUGGAAGAGAACGAGGAGAAGGAGACCUCGUUUGAAGGGAUGUGCAACAUUAUCACUGCCAAUCCGACCGCGCUGAAUCCUCACGAUGUGAACGGUCGGCUGGCAAUCAAGCAUUUAAUCGAUUGCAUAGCAUACUACGAAGCUCCGUCCAACAGACUUGGAGGCAUGUUGCAUUUGUUGCUGACGGGUUUCAAGAACGGAUUGGGCGAGGCCGGAUGGAACGGUCUUCUUGCCGAACUGGAUCCGUUUGUGGGUGAAAUCUUGAAAAUGAAGUAUGGAGUGUAA